Messenger RNA from Aureobasidium vineae, 8535 nucleotides. NCBI's taxonomy places the organism in Eukaryota, Fungi, Ascomycota, Dothideomycetes, Dothideales, Saccotheciaceae. The record is from the annotation of a GenBank genome assembly.
AUGCGUCUCUCUUUUGCUCUUCCAGCACUCCUUCUCGCUCCUUUCGCUCAUACGGCAACCACCGCGGUCAAGACCACCACUUGCUCCGCCACCGAUCUCAAAACUUUCAAUGGAGAUGUCAAAUAUGGUGAAGCGUUCUGCGAGUUCUGGCUCAUCAUCAGUCGCAACACGUCGCCUCUCCCUGAUCUUGCGGCUAGCUCUCUUACCAGUGUCUGUAAAUGUGUUGUCAACGGCCAAUCUUCGACAAGCAGCACAUCUACCUACACCAUAAACAGAGGAGAAAAGCUGGUCUCGACGCCCGCAAGAUCUUUAAAGGUCUCGAAGAGAGCUGUUACCACUAGCAAGACAACCAGCACAAAGCUUGCUUGUGUAAGCAAGGAUGUCACUGCUGUGCAGGAUGAUAUCACCCACACUGUUCCUUUCUGCAAAUGGUGGGCUGCAGACACAAGAACCAACUCACCUAUCCCUGGCCUCUCUGCGUCUCAGGUGACAAAUGCAUGCAAAUGCAUCCUGAACUCGCCAACAAGUACAUCCAGCAUCAAAUCAACAGCUGCCAAGAUCGUCUCGUCCCCAGCAAAGGCUUCGACGUCAUCUUCAGCAAAGUCUUCAGUCAAGUCUUCAUCGAAAGUUUCGAGCACUUCCAGCAAGAAGUCGUCUUCUAGCGUCAAGAGUUCGAGCGUCAAAAGUUCGAGCACCAAAACUUCCACCACGGCCACCCCUGGCAAAGUUUCCUCUUCGACCGCUAAGAGUUUGUCAUCGAAAGUCGCCAGCUCUUCAUCAGGAAUUAGCAGUUCAAAGGCCUCAUCUAGUGUCCCUGCUGCAAAAUCUAGCUCUUCGGCUUCAAAGUCUACAUCAGUUUCUUCCACCAACACCCGAACGAGAGGAGGACCCACCACUAAGACUUCAUCGGCUCUUUCAACUUCAAGUGUAUCAAAUGCAGCAGGAUCGAGCACACUGACGUCUUCAACGGGAAGCACACGGUCGUCAUCGUCUGUGAGCCAGUCAUCCUUAUUCUCGUCAUCAUCCUCCGCGACUCAGUCAUCCUUAUCCUCCUUAUCAUCAUCAACUAGUUCCAGGCCAGUUGCAACUCGCGUUCGAGGUCAGGCAGUAGUGGCACCUGCAAGCUCUUCAGCUAGCCAGGCUGGUUCGACUUCAGCAUUGCAGGAAGCGUCGAGCAGCUCAUCUGGAAAUGUACCCGAGUCCUCGAAUGCCGACUUGGGCGUUUCAGGAUCCACUUCGAGCGACCUCAAUGGCUCCGUCUCGCAAUCAUCUUCGUCUCAAGGCGCCCCAACCACUACAUCGACAACCAGCCAGGUCCGCAUUCGAGGUAGCAAGGUUCCUGUCACGACUUCGGCAACAAGCCCGGCCUCUGCAGCUCAGACUACUUCUUCCUCUGCCUCGCAUCAGUCUGUCCCUUCAUCCCAAGCCUCUUCUGUCUCACAGAUUCACGUCUCUUCAUCUCGAGUGGCCUCGCAGGCAUCAGUCUCUUCGUCUCAGGCGACUUCUGCAUCGCAGGCAUCCGUCUCCAUUUCUCGCGUAUCUGUUUCGUCUUCUGCCAGUUCUACAGCAGCUUCCUACGUUCCUGCCAGUUUCUUUAUUUACAUGGCCACAUCGACCUCCAAGCUUCAGAAUAACAACGGAGAUGGUACGACAAACGAUAACGGUGUCCUUGGAUUUGAUCUCGGAGACUCUGCAACUUCGCAAGAGUUCAGCUUCGAUCCUAUGACCAACCAUAUCCUGUUUGGCAACUAUGUCUUAUCUGUUUCUCAGAAACACACCAUCACUCCCUUUGAGUCUGGAAACACUGCGACAUACUACAACGUCUUUGAGAGUACUGAGAACAGCGACGGUUCCGUGCCUCUAACCUGCUCUUUUGACUCCGCACUUGGUAUGACCUGUUCUGCAGCAAUCGAUGGUCAGAGCCUUGUUCAGAUGUCAGUCGUCAAUCUUGAUGGAUCCCUGUUCCUAGUGAUGCGCGCAGCUUCUGUUCAGGCCAACGACCCGGACACGACUGAUGUUAAGCUGUACGCUGCUUCAGCCCAGGCUGCCAGCUCUUCAUCAGGAUCAGCCAUUUCCAGCAGUAUCGGCACGGUUGCCACCUCAUUUACCGGCGGCUCUUCUGCAUAUACUAGCUCGGUUUCCCAGUCUGUUGUCAGCAGCUCGAGCACCUCGGUCUCGCCAAAUAUCUCGAGCACUUCUCAAAUAGUUUCCAGCAGUGAAAGCGUCGAGCCUUACGCGACCUCCCAGACAUCAGUCAUGGCAAGCAGCACCUCGGUUGAUGCUCCCAGUGCAAGUUCCUCAAUAUCGACGGAUAUGGCAACGACUUCUUCUGGAAGCUCGUCAACUCUGCCCAUCACUUCUGACACUGCUGUUUCCAGAUCCAUGGUUGGCGAAAGUGCUACAGAUCUGACCGAGUCUUCUCUGGCUACCGAGACAAGUAGCUCAACUGUGUCGCCAGAGUCCAUAUCGGCCACCUCCACUGCUGCGAUCUCGCAAAUUUCGUCUGAUAUCGAGCCAUCCUCUUCGGUUAUCUCUGAACAAGCAUCGGCAUCUGACAGCGAAUCUGCAUCGGUACCAACUCCUGAGAACUCAUCAGUUACUUCUGAGUCUUCUGGAGAGACUAUUAUGAUCACAUCCAGUUCGCCUGUCGUCACACCUGAGGCAGAUUUGUCGACUUCUUCAUCUCCAGCCCAGACACCAAAUGAUAUGGACGCUAGCAACCCUCAGACUCCUGAAAGUACGAGCAUGGGCUCGGCAACAAGCACUGAUGCCGGGUCGCUCAACAGUCCAACCGCCACUCCUGAGAGCCGAGCCGCCGGUGUUUAUGCUUCUCACUCUGACACCUCGGCCGAUAACACUGCUCUCCAGAGCAAUGGCACUGCCACUGGUUUCAACUGGGAUUGGGAAACCAUCCAGCUCAAUGUCGACAGCAUGAAGUGGCUAGUAGACUCGAAUGGAAGCUACCAAGGCUUCCAGAUCGACAGUCAAACACCAUUGAGUAUGGCAUCAGGCCCCGUUCUUCCGCUGUCCACAGAUCACGUCCCUGGCUACGCCUAUCUGGGCCCAUGCAGCGUUGACUCCAAUAACUACUUGUCAUGUCAAGCUACCGAAUCAGGUACGCAGACUACCGUCGACUUUUUCCUCGUUGCAGGUGAAAAGAUUGGCUCGUGGAUCUUGUACGCCGGCUUCCACGAUCUCAGUUAUCAUGAUGUUGACUUGCAACUAAUCGCACCAUCUAAAGACUCUGCAUCUUCUACAGUUAUUGUAGGAGCGUCAUCCACAUCUAGUGCAUAUGCAUCAACUACUGAGGCUACAAGCACCGAAUCUUCUGCAGAAUCUACGAUCGAUUCAUCCACCAGCUCGCAAGAUGUACAAGUUACCUCUACCAGCUCGCAAGAUGCUCAAACCACCUCCACUAGCUCGCAAGAGACUGGAGCUACCGACAUCGAUGCCGGACUAUCCAGCGACAACGAUCAAGCCACCAGUGUUCAGUCUGUAGAUAAUACACAGACCACUGGUUCUGGACUUGUCUCUACCACUUCGACGGAAACUCCGUCCACCGAUGCUUCUCAAGCUACAACGGCGUCUUCUGUCGAUGAUUCGCAAACUGUUGGGUCUGGAAAUGCUUUCACCACUCUGUCUGCCGAAGCUUCCCAGGCGACGGAUACAGAUGCCCCAGGAAACACUUCUUCUGACAAUGUCGGCGCCACCGAUAGCACGUCUAGUGAUAGCCAGAGUGUUGAAGCGACACCAUCUGCCACAGUCUUGUCGUCAACUACAACUGGAAGCGAUUCUGCAAGUGCCACUGAUGUAGUCUCUCGAUUUUACCUCUACGCGACCAAUUCAUCGUCGUCUGCCGAUGAGACUAGUCUCGAGACCGAGAAUAACUCCGGUUUCUUGGGUUUCAACAUGGCUGCCAACACCUUCGAUAUUCGCAACUAUACCUUGGACUCUUCGUCUGGUUACGUAUAUGAUGGCGAGACAUCUGACAUGCUGGCGGUAUGGCCUGGACAUGGAGACAACAUCAUGUUAGCAUCGCCUGAGGAUGUCAAGGCUAACGACUAUAUCCCUGUUAUCUGGCUCUACAUUGAUACUCAAGGCUCUAGCCAGUACCUGAAAAUAGGCUCAUCUGCAAAUGGGUCUGCUGGCUACCAGGGCAACUCUUCUCAUGCCCAGAACGCGUCUAGCGCAGGCUCGCCUACUUCAUUAUCAUCGAACUUAUACCAGACUGUAGUCUUGAGACUUUCUUCACAGCCGAAGACGGAGCAGACUCUGUCUUCAACGGAAAGCAGUGUUUCUGCCACCGACGCUUUGAGCAGCGCGACUGUAUCUGCUAGCAUUGACAGCGCUUAUGAUGUUUCAACACAAUCUGCCGCAACACCCGCAUCAAACAGCGCAGUCACCACGACUGAUUCUCAGAGCCCCACACCCUCGGUUACUGAAUCCAGUGCCGAACAGAGCACAGUUGUCAGUGAUACCAGCUCAAGCCAGAUCUCCACCGAGGACACAGAUGUACCAUCGACGGUAUCGAGCGAGUCUAGUUCGACUACUGUUGAGCUCCAGGCAGAGUCCACCGACAUUGCGUCAUCUGAAGUGGCGAGCAGUACAAUUGUUCAGAGCAACAACACCUCCACUUCGGUUUCUGCAAGCUCUACCACUGUUUCGUUCUAUAUUCGAGACGCCGGUAACAACUUUGUUACGGUAUCUCCAGGACAAGACGGUGCUAGUAGCUACGUUACUGGUCAAGACUCUGCCACAUCAUUCUACAUCGACCAAGCUACGGGGUAUCUUAUCGAGGCAGGCUUGAACACUACGUAUGCUGCCAACCGCAAUCCCAUGAACACUCCUGAAAUUCUCUACUUCAGUACAGUGGUGGACUCUCACAGUUAUAUCUCUUGUUCGCAGAACGAGAAGACUGGUGAGUUGGGGUGCAAGUCCGACAACGUCGUUCAACAAGCAAUGACUUGUAACAACGACGGCUACCUAUACUUUGCACCUACUGUUCCUUCUCAGUGCUCUUGGGUUCCUUUGUACUAUGUGGCUGUCUCAAACGUCAACCAGAAUAUUGCAAGUACUACGGCUGUCUCGAGCAACAGUGCUCCUGCAAGCGUGUCGGCUUCGGUCACUAGUGACUCGUCUUUUACUAGCCAAUCUCCUAGCGAGACUGGCACUGCAAGUGAUUUGACGUCGAGUGUUGAUGUUAGCAGCACCUCCGAAUCUAUUAUCAGUUCUCCGGAGAGUACCUCUCGGUCGACUUUGGAUGUCUCGUCUACCUCGGAUGCUCCAGUGUCCAGCAGUGCCGAUCCGGCAACUACUCUUUCGUCAGAUAUCACAUCAAGCACCGAGACAGUCCAGAGCUCCACGACGACAGAGCUCUCAUCGAACGAUUCAAGCACGAUCCAAGCAUCGUCGACUGAUUCAAGCUCGCCCCAGGCAUCAUCGUCUACUAGCACUGAUCUCCCCACUGGCUUGUCAUCAUCUCUGUCUUCAAGUAGCGAGAGUGUCACAUCCUCCAGUACCGAUGCUUUGUCGACACAGACUUCUUCUACAGAAAGCACUGACUUGGCAACUUCUGUAUUGGCAUCGUCAACUCAAUCGCAGGAUAUUUCUACAGCUCAAUCUUCUUCUGGAGAGACUGAUACAUCCUCGAUUAGCAUUUUCUCAACUCAUUCUACUUCUAGCGAGAGCGCCAUCAUCACCAGUAGUUCCGAUGCCUCUCAGACGACCGACUUUGGCUCUAGCAGCGUUGCUGCGGGUCCCACCUCAGUCGAUUCACAAAGCAGUACCAUUUCAAGCCAGACCACCUCAACUCCCGAUUCGUCCUUCGCAAGCCAGUAUACUCCGGCACCAUCCAGUGAUGUCCCUUCGAGCACCACUUCCGCUGCAAGUAGUUCUGGACUGCCUAUGGCUACUCUUUGUCCUUCUGCCAAUGGCCAGAACAUUACAGACUCUUACAGCAACAACUAUACUGUUCACUGUUUCUCCGACUCCACGGUCAACUCGUACUCAAGUGCUCAGGCAGUGGUAAACUACCUCGACUGUAUGACUGCUUGCGACGAUGCUUCGGCAAGUGGCUGCACAGGCUUCACAUAUGUUGGCAGUGAGAAUGGCGACGCCAGUGGUGUUUGUUACCUGAAGACCUCGUCUGGUAGCUUCACAACAGCUGGUGCGAACUACAUCUCGGGUCAGUUGUCCUCAGUCAAUUCGACCCGAGAUGAUGUUUCUGCCGGCGCAAGCUCUUCGGGCGCUCUAAGCAACCCUAGUGCAGUAAACACUCUGGCGGCUGCGUCUUCUGCUAUCAGUAGCACCGACUCGAUGAGCUCCACCGUUUCUGUGGCCUCUUCAUCGGCUUCAGACAGCUCCAGUAUAUACAGCAGCACUGUGGACACAAACGGAAACAAUGCCGCUGCUAGCAACAAUGGAACUCCAUGGACACUCUCAACCAACGAUGGUCCAGCCAGUACAUCGGCAUCAGCCACUAGCAGUCUUGAUGUUCAAGCUACUUCCACAAGUAGUGAUAUAUUGUCUAGCUCAUCCGAUGUUAGUACGUCUGGUGUGAUUCAGUCAACUGAUUCGUCAUCAGCAAGCCUUAUUUCAACCUUGGUCAGCAUGUCGAGCUCAUCGACAGAUGUAAUCAUUAGCAGCAGUGCGUCUGCGACAUCCUCAUCGGUGUUGGCUUCGACGACCGAAUCCUCGUCCGUUAUCAGUAGCGCGCCUUUGACGUCCUCGUCAGUAUCAGCCUCCACAUCGGAUUCUUCACCAAGCAUAAGUAGUGUGCCUUCGACAUCCUCAUCCGUGUUGGUUUCGACGUCCUCAUUCGUGUCGACUUCGACAUCCGGCUCUUUAUCUACCUCGAGCAGCCUUGAAACAUCGACAAUCACGGCUGUCGGCUACAAUGGCAACCUUGCUUCUGUCUCCACUUCUGGAUCCGAUCAAGGCAGUGUUCCAUCAUCAAUCACGACGCCUACCAAUUCUAUGGUGUCUAGUACCACCAAUGUUAUUUCGAGCACCGCUUCAACCACGUCUGAGAGCCCAUCGUACUCUGUUGGGAUGCCUAGUCCUACUUGGGCACCCUCCUCUUCGAGCAGCACUUUUUCGGUCUCCUCUAGCGAUAGCGUUGUCGCUUCUAGCCAAAGCUCUAGCGCUUCUUCAGUCACCUCUAGCCAGAGUAUCGUGUCUUCCUCGACUGUCUCCAGCCAGAGUGUUGUCAGUUCGUCAGCGGUCUCGAGCCAGAGUACUGAUUCUUCCUCGAUGGCAUCUAGCCAGAGUGUCGUUUCUUCCUCGACAGUGUCUAGCACGAGUGUCAUUGCUUCAUCCGGCAGUACUCAGGGCUUCCCAUCCAGCAUAAGCUCUUCGGCAGCCUCUUCACUGUUCAGUAGCUCGAUCAGCUCUUCAGUAGUGUCUAGCAGUGCCUCGGUUGCUUCAUCACCGAGCGUCUCUGCCAGCCGCAGUUCAUCGGUCAACUCUGUGUUUACCAGCGCCAGCAGCACAUCGGCAAGUGCAGUCCCUUCGACUUCGAGCCAAGCAAGCACCAGCUCCUACAAUUCUGUCUCAGCCGCCAAGUCUAUUAUUGAAGCUUCGAGCUACCAGCCUUUCUGCUCGACCUAUCUCGGAUACAGUUCUUCAACUCAGACCAUUACAACAACAAGCACUCAUCAGGUCGUGGCUACUACGACGACUACGACUACAUCGCUCGUUGCCCAGACCAAGCAGUACAGAAAGCGUGAUGUCGAGCAGCCGAGCGCUACUUGCGACUGUGAGAACCAUACUCAUGAGCUUAGAGCUACAAGCUCCGCUAGCAUUGUUCCCUCAGCCAUCCUUCGUCGCAGAAGUGGAUCUUACGCUGAGAUGCCGACAACGCAGUUGCAGCGUCGUGCCAACACAGCCAGCUCGAACACCACGCCAACGCCUCUUAGAACCUUCUCAUCGACUGAUCUCAGUUCGGCGUGUAGCUCGGAGGUCACUUCUCCUACAGUCUCGACAACCACUCUUACGAGCACUGUCACAGCAUCGACCACUACAACGCUCACCCAGACGACAACAUCUACCACCGUUAUCUCAGUGGCAUCAAGCGCCCCAACUGGUGUGGUCGGAUACAUGUCUUUCAGGGCACCCGUCAACUCCGGCGGUCAAUACGCUCUUUCGGAUCCCGCUACACACAUGACGGACAAUUACUAUGCCAACAGCACUCGCGAGACCUUCAUCAUUACCAACACCAGCCAACUUUAUUCCGUUACACACAAUGCGUAUUAUUACUACCAAACACCCACUGGAGCCGACAAAUUGUACUGGAGCACAAGCAAUACGACGGGAAGCACCAACUGGGUGCCUGGCAGCACCACCUCAGAUGGAUACACGCAGCUUCUCAUGGUAGACACGCGCUAUACCGCGAAGACAUACUACAAGUUCUGCUUGAUGAAACUUGGAUCCAACGAUGCAAAUUCGGCCACUGGAUACCACGUCUACUACUACAAUAGUACUGCAACACUCCCGACAAACUGUGGUGCCACACAGCUCUGGUUCGCGCCUUCCUAG